This is a messenger RNA of Adineta ricciae, 4620 nucleotides long. The record is from the annotation of a GenBank genome assembly. Lineage: Eukaryota; Metazoa; Rotifera; Eurotatoria; Adinetida; Adinetidae.
AUGCUUCGUAACGCAUUUGCAUCGCGGAAUCAAUUAAACAUGUAUAAUACAGAUCAACCAAUAGCAACUGAUGAUAGCCAUUGCUUGCUCUAUUAUGUACCCGAAGAUCUUGUUUCUUACGCAGAGGCACCAGUACUCAGUCAUCAAAUCAUUCCGUAUUGUCUUCGCUCUUCUAUUCAUAUUAAUACUUCUAGUCAAAGCAAACAUCAUCGCCAUUUUACCUUUGGUGAUUUACGUAAACAAAAUGUUUCUAGUGAACAACUAUAUACAUGGUUAGCGCCUAUUGAUCUCAUAGAAACUUAUCAGCAAUAUUUGAACAAUGAAACAAAUGCGUCGGAUAUAUUAUUCUUCAAUUGUUCAUGGCCUUGGCUUGGGCCCAUUUGCCAGUUUACGUUCGAUCCAAAGAGUUUAUAUUAUUCAUUGGAUGACAUUAUGCGAGAUGAUUUCCAAGUAAAGCGAGAACUUGCUCAGAACAAAUCAUUUACUUGCUACACACAUUUGAACUGCAGCCGACCAGCAUGGUCACCAUGUCUCGAUUGGCGCGAGAUUUGUGAUGGAAAGAUUGAUUGCUUGGAUAGUAGUGAGGAUGAAGCAAAUUGUAUUGAGUUAGAAUUGAACGAGUGCGAUCAUAUGAACCAAUAUCGGUGCCAUAAUGGUGCGUGUAUUCCUGCAGAUUUUGUUCAUGAUGACAUGUUGAAUCCAGAUUGUAUUGAUGGCACAGAUGAGCCCGUUUCAUUGAAUUAUCCUCAUUUUUGCUACUCAGAUCCAACCAUUCGCUGCGAGGAGCGCUCAUGUCGGCCAGGCUCCUCAGAACACAUUUGUGGCGACGGAUAUUGUGUGAAAGAAGCGAUGGCAUGCAAGAAUGCUCACGGUGAUCUUAUGACUAAGAUAGUUUUGUCGAACGAUUUACAGUUUGAGACAUGUUGGAGUGCCAUGUUCAAGCUUCUCUCGAUGGAUACAUCAUGGUAUGACAUUAACACUGAUCUAUAUGGCGAUAAUGACGUAUCAAUUGAAGAUAUCUGUCCAUCACUUUUCGAGUUUCCACCUAAUAUGCCUGUUAUUUUUGGACACGUACGUUUUCUCUUUGAAAAUAAGCAACCAGUGAGUGAAAUUCCAUUGCCAGCAUAUAUUUGCUACAACGCACAAUUAUGUGAUUUUCUACCAACAUCCUUUACCAUCAAUGGUUCGACGUGCAUUUCUUUUUCACAAUUAGAUGUAAAUGAAACUGAAGUCGACGAGUUUCGCACUCUGGUCGAUUUGAUUCAAAGCGUGAAAGAGAUAUUUCGUGGAUGUUCGAACAACAAUAUAACAUUUCACUCCAGCUUGUAUCAAUGUGAGAACUCGUCGAAGUUUAUUUCUUAUCAUCGACUUGUUGACGGUAUUCAUGACUGUCCAUAUAAUGAUGACGAGCAAUUCGCUGGUAGUUGUUCACUCGAUGACCGUUAUCGAUUCAAAUGUCAAGACGAAGAGAGAUGUGUUACGACUUCUCUCGUUCGAGAUCGCACGCCUAAUUGUAAUCACGGCAAUGAUGAGUACGAUCCAUUCAUACAAAGCGUGGAAAAACACAUUCUUUUCCAAACAAUAUGCGAUGGUAUUCAAGAGUUGACGCCCAUUGAAAUCGAUGGUCGAAAUGAAACGGAUGAAACAGAAUGCGAAGAAUGGCCAUGCAAUAAUACAAAUACACGUUGUGAUGGCUUUUGGACAUGUGCAGACGGCGCAGAUGAAGUGAAUUGUUAUCCAUCACCAUGCCCACCACUUCACCACAUGUGUGUGUCACCAUUGACUUUUAAACUUGGCUGUUUGCCAAUAGAUAAAGUCAAUAAUUUCCAUGUCGAUUGUGUGGGUGGAAGUGACGAACGGCAUAUAUGUCGCUCAAUGAAACCACAUUCGAAAACCGAUCGAUUCUAUUGCAUGAAUGAUACAAAAUGUUUGCCCAAAGGCUAUCUUUGUGACACAAUGGAAGAUUGUAUUCGUGGGGAUGAUGAGAAAUUCUGCACUAAUUUUGGAGGCUGGCGCGAACGGAUUUGUAACAGGGAAUAUAUGGUCGGUAGGACUGAAGAGGAAAAUUUUCUCUGCGGUCUAGACGACAGUAAAAAGCCAUCGAUUAGUUAUUUGUCUCUAUUAAACUCUGUUCCGUAUCCUUCUAGUACAUCUAAUAGUGCUCAUAAAUCGCGAAGUAAACGGAUUGCCUCGUCAUAUCCUGAGAACCGACAGCAGCUACCGUUUGAAGAAAAUAAAGAAUGGCGAUGCAAUCGAGGACUUCAAGUUCGAACAUCAACUGAAAACAAGUAUGUAUGCUUAUGUCCUCCAAGUUACUAUGGUGAUAGAUGCGAAUAUCAAAAUCAACGCGUUAGUCUCACUCUUCAAAUACGCACCGUAUCCAGCUGGCGUACUGUCUUCAGUUUUGUUGUUACAUUAAUUGACAAUGACCAAGAAGAUAUUAAUUCACAUGACCACCUUGAAUAUCUACCAAUUCGAGAUUGUAGUGUGAAAUUUCAUAUAUACCUUCUCUAUGCCACACGACCGCGAAACAGUUCAAAAAACUAUUCUGUACGUAUAGAUGGCUUUACAAAGAAUCCACUUCAAUAUCAUGCUACUUGGAAAUUACUUAUUCCUUUUCAAUUCUUGCCUGUGCAUCGCCUUGCAGCGCAGUUACUUAUUCCUAUAGAAAAAGUUGAAGCAGUCAGCGUAUGUCCAAUAUCAUGUUUGCAUGGGUCAUGUAUAAAAUAUAUAAAUACAGAUGGGUUUUUCUGUCGUUGCAACGACGGUUGGUCAGGUGCACAAUGCUCAAAAGAACAGCUAUAUAACAAUUGUGCGCCUGGGGCUAUAUCCGAACGUUCAAUUUGUGUAUGUCCUUUAGGAAAGGUCGGUCCUCGAUGCUAUCUAACUGACACUGCAUGUGACUCGAAUCCAUGCGCAAAUGAUGGGUAUUGUGUAUCUACCGAUUUACGUCUGGCUACACGGAAUACGUUUACUUGCGUUUGUCUCGAAGGUUAUUAUGGAGAUAGAUGCGAACAUACAGCUGGUCAAAUUAUUAUUGCGUUUCAAGACCUAGCCGUACCAGCUAAUAUAUUUCUUCAUUUGAUCACAGUUCAUGUCAAAGCUAACUACAGUCGAUUCAGUAUGCUCAAAAAAAUUCCCUUUGAACAAGAAAUAGUCACAUUUCAUACGAAUCAGCCCUUUCACAUAGGUUUUGUUCAGUACAACGAAAAUUAUUACAUAGCAAUUGUUCAAGAAAUCUACAACUCGUCAGUUCCUCUUUCUACUACCAUUGCUCCAUCACAACGUUGUAUUCCUAUCGAGGAAUUAUUUAAUAAAUCCUUCGUACAAACCCAUUUAUUGCGCCGCAUCAAGUCUUAUCACGUGCCAUGUAAAACGAAAUCUGGCGUCGCCUGUUUUUUUGAUGAUAUUCAUAUGUGCCUUUGUAAUGGUAUGGAACAGGCCAAUUGCUUUGAAUUCAAUCACAAUACAGUGUAUGAUUGUCGCGGUUAUAAUUAUUGUGAAAAUGGUGGCCACUGCUUUCAAGAUAAUAUCACUUGUCCAACAUCUUCAGUAUGCGUAUGUGAAGAUUGUUUUUAUGGGAGUCGUUGUCAAUUUUCUACUCGAGGCUUUGAUCUAUCGCUCGACGCCAUUCUUGGCUAUCAAAUACGUCCCAAAAUAGCCAUUAUUAAUCAAUCUAAUGCUGUUAAAUUCAGUAUUGCUGUUUCUAUUGGCAUGUUUGCCAUUGGGAUUAUAAACGGUUUCCUUUCAUUGUUAACUUUUCGCGGAGAAAAGCCACAAGAAGUGGGUUGCGGUAUCUACCUUUUUUAUGCAUCAAUUACAUCUAUAUGCGCUGUAUGUGUCUUGAUGAUAAAGAUUUGGCUACUUUUACUGUCUCAAAUGGGUGCAAUGAUGAAUCCAACAUUUCUAAUGAUUCAAUGUAUUUCGGUUGACUUUAUUGUUAGAAACGCUCUAUAUAUUGGAGACUGGUUAAACGCAAGUGUGGCUGUUGAACGCGCUAUAAGUGUUCUGAAAAAUACAACUUAUGACAAGAGAAAAAGCCGGCAAAUGUCUAAAUGGAUUAUCCUAUUGAUCACAAUAUUCACCUCGAGUACAACUAUUCAUGAUCCAAUUCAUCGUAAACUGAUCCACGAUAAGGAGGAGGAACGUACUUGGUGUAUCGUUCGUUAUUCUCCAUCUUUUCAAGCAUACAAUUUAACUACGAUUACAUUUCAUUUUUUUGCUCCUUUCGCGCUUAACAUCGUCUCAGCGCUUAUCAUAAUCAUUGUGACAACACGUCAGCGCGCAUCGGCUCAGCGCGAACACACAUAUAAGCAGCAUUUAAGCAAGCAGCUAAAUCAACAUAAAAAUCUAGUCUAUAGUCCAAGUAUUCUUAUUGUUUUGGCUCUACCACGUAUCAUUACCUCGUUUGUACCUAGUUGUAUGAAUUCCGCUCGAGAUCCUUGGAUAUUUCUAAAUGGCUACUUCAUAUCAUUCAUACCACCAACGCUCAUUUUUGCUGUAUUCGUACUACCGUCAAAUUUAUAUAAAGCAGAAUUUAAUAAUGCAAUAGCAAAAAUAUGGAAACAAUUGUGGAUCUUAACAAGAGUAAACGAUGUUCGAUGCAAUAUUACUAGUUAA